Bipolaris zeicola 26-R-13 is the source of this 903-nucleotide messenger RNA. RefSeq lists its product as uncharacterized. The coding region runs from base 1 to 903 and encodes 300 amino acids. Lineage: Eukaryota; Fungi; Ascomycota; Dothideomycetes; Pleosporales; Pleosporaceae. The transcript has 3 exons. Gene Ontology annotation, molecular function: glutathione transferase activity. Gene Ontology annotation, cellular component: cytoplasm. The record is from RefSeq and is a predicted model, not a curated record.
AUGGCUUCCAGUUUCCGCCAUACUAUUCCCUCUGAUCGCUUCCCUGUCGAAAAGGGUCGCUAUGUCUUGUACAUCAACUACAUCUGUCCCUGGGCCCACCGAUCCAUCAUCGUCCGUGUGCUGAAGAAGCUCGAGGACAUUGUUGAGCUGGUGGAAGUGGAUGAUCGAGAUGUAGUCCAUGGCUGGUCGUUUUCAGGGCGAAGCGGACCCAGCAAAGACCCCAUAUACGGCGUCAAGACCUUGAAAGAGAUUUACCAGAAGGCAGACCCCAAUUAUGACGGGAGGGUAACUGUUCCGCUGUUGUGGGACAAGAAGCAUGGCACUGCUGUCAACAACGAAAGCACAGAUAUCGCUCGCAUGCUAAUCGACGGCUUUGACGCUCUCCUGCCGCCCGAGCAACGUGAGGCGAACAAAGGCAUUUCAGCCUUCAGACCAUCACACAUCGUUCCUGAAAUCGACGCUCUAAACUCCUGGAUGUACGACACGGUAAACAAUGGCGUGUACAAGAUCGGUUUUGCAUCAUCUGUGCAAUCAUACAAUGAGCACCUACGACAGCUCUUCCAGACCUUGGAUCGUCUUGAAAUCCAUCUCUCACAACCUCAGCACCAUCCCUAUCUUUUCGGACAACACAUUACCGAGUCGGACAUAUAUCUUUUCACGACACUGAUACGAUUCGACGUGGCGUAUUACCCCUUCUUCAAGUGCAAUCUAAGAAUGAUUCGCCGCGACUAUCCCUGCCUGCAUGCUUGGUUGAGGCAGCUAUAUUGGAAUACCGGACCGGAAACCUGCGGUGGUGUGUUUAGAUCUAGCACAAAUUUUGACGAAAUUGCCAGAGGAUACAGUUCUGCGGUGGGAAGAGGUGCUGCCCCGAAAGUAGUUGUUCCACCGAUAAUGCCCUUAUAA